This is a messenger RNA of Acytostelium subglobosum LB1, 4131 nucleotides long. RefSeq lists its product as hypothetical. The record is from RefSeq and is a predicted model, not a curated record. The transcript is spliced from 8 exons. Gene Ontology annotation, biological process: sexual reproduction. NCBI's taxonomy places the organism in Eukaryota, Evosea, Eumycetozoa, Acytosteliales, Acytosteliaceae. The coding region runs from base 1 to 4131 and encodes 1376 amino acids.
AUGAAUGGUGAUGAACCCAAUCCCACACAUAUAAUGAUCAACGGAACGACUCCACCCAACAUGACACUGAAGCCAACAAUAUCAUUCGCCGGUGCCAAGUACAUCCAAUUCUAUCUCUCUGGCAUCACACCACAAGCAGAUCCAAUCUACCUCAAUGGAUCUGUCAACAUGGGUAUCGUCACGGUCUUAUUCACCUGGGAGAUGUACAUUGCUUGUCCACCCCCACCUCCAUUGAUCAUCAACUUGUUCAGUGGACCAUUCGUGAGGAAUAGGGUGGAGCCAGUGUUGGCUCAACAACCAGACAAGUCUGAUGUGUUCCAGUCUAUUGUGGAGGUCAACGAUACAUUGAAUGGAAUGUAUGGUAAUUAUUUAUGUAGCUCAAAAGGCUAUAUAUGCUCAUCUGUGCCAAUGAGACAGACCAAACACCAGACUAUCCUGCUCCAAAUGUCCAUCUAUCCACUGCCCAUCAUUGCUGGCAGCGAGAACUUCACUGAACCCAUCAACAUCACUGUCACCAACACUGGACGUACUACAUACGUCAUCUUCCCGCCACUGGUCACCAACACAACGGUCAAGACCAGGGCCAUGGUCAUCUUUGAUUACACACGUCCGACUGGAGUGGUGCCCUCACGUGUCAAUCCCAACUAUGCAGCAUUGAUCAACUCCAAUUCACCCGAGGCCAUCUACUUUGUCUAUCCCAACGUAUCAUUUACAAACGAUCUACUGUUCUAUCCCAAGGCGAUCAAGCCUGCGAUGACCUUGCCAAAUGGAGACACGCUGAACCUCAUCCUAGCUGGCAUUGAAUAUCAAGCCAUUCGACUAUAUGAGGCUCUGGACAAUGCCCGCAACAUCAACAAUGUAACCCUCAGUGUUCCACCGUAUGUUAUUCCAACUUCAGCAUUAUUGGCGCAGACCACACCUUGGGCAAAUGGCAUACAGUUUAGAACAACAUUCGUGUUACCAAGCUAUCGCAAAUGUUCAUACAACUACGGUCCACAACUCCCAACGAACGACAAUUCAUUUGCUUUCCCAUUUGGCGUACAGAGAGUAGCAUCAGGUGGCAACGUCUCAAUGUCAUUCACAUUCUACAUCAAUGGAUACGAAGCCGUUGGCACCAUCCUAAGCUUGGACUGUUACUUUGGUGAUAUCCGAUUAUCAACGCCGGGUCCAAUCAAUCAAACUGACAAAGGGGCACCUGUUAUUAUAUCAUUUGAAAUUGGACAAAUUGGUGGCAAUAUGUUCUUGUUGCGAGCACAUAUUACUGAUGACUUGAGUGGCUUUGCCAGGUUGUUUGUAUACUUUGCAAGUGGAGAGUUGUUGGACAUCAACUACCUCGACCUCUACAGUGGUACAUCACAAGAUGGCUACUAUGAGAAGUUGUUUAUACUCAACAAUCAAACAGUAACCACACCAAAGUACAGUAUAUUCAUCAUUGACUUUGCUGAUAAUGUCGAUCAAAUCGAUACCUACUCCAACUCACUCUCUGGCACACCCUCCACAAUGUACACGGCCAGCUAUAUUAUUGGCGCCGAAGACUUGACUGUAUUCUACUUUGAUCAGUAUGUGAUGGAUGUUAGCAACACAUCUUUAAAGAAUAAGGUGUAUUUGAGAUCACCAAAGAUAAAGAAGGACAGUAGGGUAUCAAUCAACUUUGGAUCAAUCGAUGAGAAUCCAAACUAUGAAGCAAUUGGAAAGUAUGACAUUGGUUUAGACAUGUUUGUAAUCGAGUUCACUAUACCAGUUCGCACGAUGACCCGCCAGCUCCAAUACUACAUCAUUAUCAACCCAUUCUGGAACAACCUACUCAAGAAAUAUGUUGCAAGUCUACCUAGCACAAUUGACAGCUACGUCAUCUAUCACGACCUCCUCAUCAAACAAUUCCCCAACACAUCAAUCAUCAACAUCAUUUCCAAAAAUGGAGAUGAAAUGCCUCCAAUGAUAACAAAGAUUGCUGCAUAUCCAAGUACGGCGCCAGUGAUGACAGUGGCAGGUCAGAUGGAGAUUGGCUGGAACUUUAUCAUUGAGGACCUGUUGAAUGGAUUUGAUCAUGGUGUGAUGAAUGUCAUCAGUGAUCUGGAUGGCCUCGAGCGUACAUUCACAUUCACCUCGGAUGAUCGUUUAAGUGGAACGCCACAGGGAGGCUGGUAUCAGAUACGAUUCAAUGUCUCAUCAGACAUGGGCAAUCAAACAUUCACAUUCCUCAACAUUGAACUAUUCGACACUGGAAUGAAUCGUGCCUACUACCAUACCGAUACCCAGUACCUCACCACUGUCUCGCCAAUUGCCUACGUCCUAUUCAAUGGUACCAUGACCAAUGAGUUGAACAUGAAGUUGACAACAUCAUCACAAGACUUUACCGAACCAACUGUGUGGACUGUGUCUGUUACUACCCCAUAUGUGGAUGUUGGAUCACAUCAACGAUUGGUUACCAUAUACUUCACUGUGAGGGAGGCAGGUGGAAUGAGCCCCCGCCACACUCCUUAUGUCUACCUGACAGGAUAUAUGUUUGAACUAUUCCAAAUUCAAGCGGAACAGCUCAAUCGAUCCGGCGACCUAUACACCUACAUGGCCAGCGCACAGCUACCCUAUGCUUACGGAUCGACAUCAUGUCGCCUGAGCAAUGACACUGCCACCACAUCAUACCUAUUCGUGUCCAUCUACGGCCUGGUGGAUGUGGCACAAAACACGAGAGGAUACAGUACUGAAGAAUUGUUUUAUAAUGGAAUGGUAGACAGGGUGGUCCAAGUCCAGUACAAUCAUCUCACACCAAUCAUUGAGACAUACAUGAUGAGUCCAGUCGACGACUCUGUGGUCACACUCAUUGGCAAGAACUUUGGGUCGGAUUGUGUGAUGCUGGAGACGAGUGGACGCACCAAUGUGACGAUAAGAUUCGUCAAACUCUCUAGCUCGGUGGUAUAUGCUGUGUACCGCAUCAAGGUGAUCUCGGACAACCCGCUCACAAGCCCACUGUUGUUGACGGUCCAGAUCAAAAACCAACCAGAGUACUACUCAAACACUGUGCCAAUCACAUUCAAUCCACCUCCAGUCAUACCAACAGUCAAGUGUCCAGGCACACCACCCUGCUCCAACAAUGGAGAAUGCUCGACCACCUUUGGAUGCCAAUGCUACGGCACCUGGUACGGAGAUGAUUGUUCAUCGCAGGCUGUUCCAAAUGUUCCAGUGAUCAAUCCUGAUACACCAACAACAGUGUAUACAUUCAAUACGAGUGGAAUGACGAUUGUUGGUGAGAUUGAGAUUGUGAGAGUGAGAGUGUUGGAUCAACUUGGUGCAGAGUUGGCAUCAUAUCCACUUGGACAAUGGAACACGACAAUCACAUCCAAUCAAUCAUACGAUUACUUGUCAAUGUUUGGAAGCGAUGUCGACAACAUGGGCAUGAUCAAGGUGAAUGUACGAUGGUUCACGGACGACUACAACAUUUCAUUCGCCGGUGAUAUACUCCCAAUGAAGAAGAACACGAUCAAGUACACCAUCACACUGUCCAACUACGCAUUCCCUAGCAAGUUGGAUUCAAUGCAAGUUGUUAUGCGAGCCACCAUCAACACGACCGAUGCCAACUCAUGCUCCGCCGAACAAUAUGGAUACACUGAAGGCGCCGAUGGCAACAAGGACAACCUGUUCUGGAUGCGUGUCAAGGUGCAGAGUUACAGUGUGUACGGCCACUUCAUCCAGAAGGCAAUGGUCGAUGGCAGAGUGUCAGCUGUGUCCAACGUGCUGCUCAACGACACUGUUCAGACUGUGAACGACACUCAAUCAUCACAAACACUGAUUGGCAUCAAUGUGCAGAGCUUCACCCAACAAGCUGUGAUGGACCCUGACUUCCAACUGUUGCUAGACACUGAUGAUGCUUCCACUGUGGACGGUGCUGUCUGUUCCAAAGGUGGCAAAGGUAGAUCCAAACUAUCAACACUGGCCAUAGUUGGAAUCGUUGUACUAUCAGUUGUAAUUGUAGCUGCCAUUGCCGUUGGCGUUGCCAUGAGGAUGAGAGUGGUGCGUAGAGAAAGACAUGAAGUGAACCGCAUCAACAUGAAGAUGAACCGCCUUUCCGAAUCAGUGGAGAGCAACAACAACAGCAAUCUCAAGACAAGCAAAUCAUCACUUAUAACUAAUUAG